UUUAUGAUGAUGGCAAUUUUUUACCUGUAAUGAUGAGUGAUAAUGGACCAUGCACGUUUCAUUAUCUCAUUAUUAAUACGUCACUAUGUGUUAUCAAAGAAAAAUUAAGCUUAUCUCUAGUUAUAUAUAUUAUUUCUAUCAACUUGCAAAGUUGACGUUCUAUAUAUAUAUAAUCUAAAAAAUUUUUUUUUAUAUUUACACUUUUCCUCCAAAUUUUGAUGACAUAUCGAUUAUCUGAUUAAUUUUCAGUAUAAAAAAUUACAAUACAUGUUCAUCGUACAUAGUUUAAUCUAACCUAAUCUAACCUAACCUACCGGUCUCUUAUGACAGAUGACAGAUCCACUAAUUCUGUAAACAUAAAAGAAAACAGCUUUGAUAAUUUAUAUGUAAUAUAAUUUAUCAUUACGAGAAAAAUAACAGUUGCUUGGUGUAAAGAAUUUUAACGAUGUUUGCGGUUCUUUAAAUGCGACAUUUAAGUAGCAAGGGACAAAUAAAAAGAAUACAAUAGAUUACAUAUAUUAAACUCUCAAGACAUGGCAGCCAUUCGACAUACUUUGCAACGGGAAGUGUUCACUCCUAGCGAUGAAAAACUACUUAGUGUAUGCUAUGUAAGCAAAGCUUACAAGAAGAAGAAAAUGAGCUUCUUGUGCCUGGCUACAACGACGGAUACACCAGGAUCUCUUAUAUUGUACCAAAUAAAAAAGAAUGACAAGAAUGUUUAUAAAAAGAAACAAUCAUGGCCUCUAAGUGACAUACAAGUUGUAGACGGUGUUAAAAACGAUUCCAUGGAUAUAGAACUGCAUAUAGACAAAGUAUACAAAUGGUCAUCUACUACAGCACAGGAAAGACGAACGUUUAUCAGUAAUCUAUACACUUAUUCGUAUAGUUUAGCCCAGAGGCCAGAAUUCAAAAAUAUUCCCAAAGAAUGGUUGAUUGAUCCAAUUGCUUUAAAAGAGAGUGACAGCAUCACAUUUACGCCUGAUCUUUUGGCAUCACCUAUUACUUCAGAUUAUCAAUCUAUUACGGAAAAGGAGGCUGUUGACUUAAAACAAAUGAUGGAAAAUUGUGAAUAUGCUGUUUCCAAUGCUGAGCUUUUUAUGGAAACUCUUUCAAAGGAUUUAUCCAUUCUUGAUGGGGAAAAUGUACACUCGGUCUUAGCAUCAGAGCAGAGGGUAACACAGCUGAUGAAUAGUAUAGAUGCUGCAAUAAUCGAAGCUUCUAUCGUAGAAGCGCGAUUAGCAACGUACGACGAAGCAUUAGGAAGAAUAAGAGAAGUAAUGGCUCGAGUUGGGCAAAAGAAUCAAGCUAUACAUACAGCCAAUAAUAAUGCGAGACUUUUGUUAGAUCAGCUAAAUCUGGUCAUUUCACAAUUAGAUAUUUCUUCAACACAUCAACGUACUUUGAAUGAAGCUGAACUGCCAGGCGAAAGAGAAGAGCUUGGUUCUGCAGGUGCAGCGCUCUUAAAAGCAAUCACAGCACCACUUCCACCUGGCUUGGACAAGUUGAGUGCUGUCACUGAACAGAAAAGACGAUUGGACAAGCUUAAAGCAAAAUUCUCAGUUAUUGUUGCUAGACAUUUAAAUAAUCUUUUUAUACACUUGGGUAAUGAUAUCGGAGAUGCAUCGACUUCCAUGACAGAUCUAAUCUUACCGACUCACCAAGGAGUUCAUAAUGAACUCGUACCAUACACCGAAUUGAUGCAGUUGCUUAGAGCAUUAGAUAAUAAAGCCUUUGUGCUGUUAACUAAAGUCUAUACCGAUACCAUGAGCAAACUGUACAAGAGGGAUCUAAAACGUUUCUUUGAGGAAGCCAAGAAUAAGCUUAUUAAUAAACGUCUACAAGCAAAUACAUCAAGAUCUAGUGGCCAAAAAGGUGAGGAUCUGCUCAACCCAGCGCCUAUCUGUCUGUUGAGUGGUGAAGUAUGGACACCGGUGGAUGAAGGUAAUCUUCUGGAUUCGGUUCUGGAUUGUGUGCUUUCCCAAAUGCAGCCAGUAUGUCUCGCUGAGCAAGGAUUCUGCGUUUCGUUUCUUCAAUUGGACUCCGUUCUUUCGCCUUCCAAAAGCAGCGAGAUGGAAGAAAUUGAAAGCACGAGUAAUGGCGCAGCGAGUCCAGGGUCGGUGACUUCGACGGCGAGCAAAAGGUUGGAGCGCCAGGUCAACGAAGAUGUGCGCGCGACCAUGGCUGCGAUAUUUCCAUCCUUGGAAACCGAGUUGAACAACUUUAUCGGCUUCUUGGAUAAGAUCGACAGCUUUUGGUGUAUGUAUGUGCUGGUGCGACUCUCACAGCAUGUCAUGUCCGCUCAAGACACCGGCUCGUUUUUGUCGAUGACCUUUGCAUCUGCUUUGAUUCACGUGAAACGAGCAUUCGACAAAUUCAUGCAGGCGCAGCUACAGUCCAUAUUAUGCGACACGAAAGUCAAUCGUCGACAUAAAUGCGGUAUAUUGCCGUACAUAGAGAACUUUGGACCGUUUGCCAGAACCGCGGAGAAGAUCUUCCGCAACUCCGACAGGAAGGUCGACCUUGAAAAAUGGUAUACGAAACUCGUGAGCGCAAUGUUCGAAGCUAUCGUCAUUCACAGCCGAGAACAUCAUAAGACGCCACAAGAAGUUAUAAAAAUGGAGAAUUUCCAUCAUCUCUAUGAUCUCCUCUCACAACUGAAAAUUUCUGUAUUGGAUCAUGAGCGAAAGGAAGCUAAACAGAAAUACCAGGAUGCACUUCGUGCUUAUGUUACACAAUACUUUGGACGACCUCUUGAGAAACUUAAUCUUUUCUUCGAAGGCGUACAAGCCAAGGUAGGUGCUGGUGUAAAAGAGUCCGAAGUUAGUUAUCAGAUGGCCUUCAGUAAGCAAGAGUUGCGACGUGUAGUAAAAGAAUAUCCUGCGAGAGAAGUUAAGAAAGGUUUGGAGAAUCUAUAUCGAAAAGUUGAGAAACAUCUGUGCGAAGAGGAAAAUUUGUUACAGGUCGUUUGGCGCGAAAUGCAAAACGAAUUCAUUGCACAAUACAGGAAUAUUGAAGAGCUCAUACAACGUUGUUAUCCGGAUAGUAAUGUGACACUAGAGUUUACCAUUCAAGAUAUUUUAGAAUUCUUUUCAGAAAUAGCGCGUUCUCAUUGAACUGAAAAGAUAUUAAAAUAUAAAAAUGCUAUUUAUAUAACUCAAUUAUUAAU
This is a messenger RNA of Nylanderia fulva, 3166 nucleotides long. It is a transcript of the gene Sec3, whose product is annotated as exocyst complex component Sec3. Gene Ontology annotation, biological process: Golgi to plasma membrane transport; exocytosis. Gene Ontology annotation, cellular component: exocyst; plasma membrane. Lineage: Eukaryota; Metazoa; Arthropoda; Insecta; Hymenoptera; Formicidae. Gene Ontology annotation, molecular function: phosphatidylinositol-4,5-bisphosphate binding. The record is from RefSeq and is a predicted model, not a curated record.